Didymella exigua CBS 183.55 is the source of this 1677-nucleotide messenger RNA. RefSeq names its product CBF-domain-containing protein. The record is from RefSeq and is a predicted model, not a curated record. The transcript has 2 exons. Gene Ontology annotation, biological process: ribosome biogenesis. Gene Ontology annotation, cellular component: Noc4p-Nop14p complex; small-subunit processome; nucleolus. NCBI's taxonomy places the organism in Eukaryota, Fungi, Ascomycota, Dothideomycetes, Pleosporales, Didymellaceae. The coding region runs from base 1 to 1677 and encodes 558 amino acids.
AUGCCCGCGACCACGACCGUUGCUGCCGCUGGCCUCAAGCGGAAGCGGGACCCCGUCCGCGCCGAGCGCCGCGAAGCCAAGGCGAAGAAGCGCCAAAAGUCUCCCGCCAGCGACCCGGGCGACGACGGCGAUGGCGGCGAUGGCGGCGAUGACGGCGAUGACGUUCAGGUCCACAUCCUGCAGCUCGAAGCCCAGAUCCUCGAGUCGCGCCGACACUACAACAACAUCGCGACGCUGCUGCAGCUGUCGAAGCAGUCGCGCGAUGACGCGCCCGUGCUCGCGGCCGUCGGCCUGUGCCGCGUCUUUGCGCGGCUGCUGGCCGCGGGCGACAUGAGCAAGAGCAAGGGCAUGGGCGAGGCCGAGGCGACGGUCGUGGCGUGGCUGAAGGAGCGGUACCGUGAGCUGCUGGACACGCUCCUGCACGAGUUCCUGCGCAGCGACAGCCCCGCGAAGCAGUCGGUGGCGCUCACCCUGCUCAUGCGUCUGGUCAAGGAGGAGUCCAAGGCGACCAGAGACUAUAGCCUCAAGAACGGCCCCCUCUCCCGGGUGAUUGAAGCGCUGCUGUUGCUCCCCAAAGACGACGCCAGCCGGGGCGAGUUCGCGGACAAGUACUUCAAGCGCUUCGACGACGUGCGCUUCCACGCCUUCAAGACGAUCAAGACGCUCCUUGGCACCGACCUCGACGACGGCGAGAAGAAGGUCGUCGCUGCGAACAGCCUGUCGCUGCUGCUGUCCCUCGACACCGUGCCGCACUCGAAAGACGACAUCAACAACUACCACACCGAGUCGCAGUCGAAGAGCUCGCGGCCCACGCUGCAGGCAUACAAGGUCCAGGCACAGGAAGCGUGGUUGGCCACAAUGCGCGCCGGCCUCGACAAGGACCAGCGCAAGGCUAUCCUGACCACCUUUUCGUACCAGAUUGCGCCUUGGUUCCAGCAGCCCGAGAUGCUCAUGGACUUCUUGACCGACUCGUACGACGUUGGCGGUGCGACGUCGCUGCUCGCCCUGUCUGGACUGUACUACCUAAUCUCGGAGAAGAACCUCGACUACCCGUCAUUCUACCUCAAGCUCUACUCCCUCCUCGACGAGGGUCUCCUCCACUCCAAACACCGAUCGCGCUUCUUCAGGUUGCUGGACACCUUCAUGUCCUCGACCCAUCUGCCGGCAGCGCUUGUGGCUAGCUUCGUAAAACGCCUCUCGCGCUUGGCGCUGCACGGCCCACCUGCGGGUGUUGUUGUCGUCGUUCCGUGGGUCUACAACCUGUUCAAGCGCCACCCCGCCUGUACCUUUAUGAUGCACCGCGAGGUCCGCGGUCCGGCCCUCCGGGAGAAGCUUGAGCAGGAGGGCAUGGACGAUCCCUUUGACAUGAGCGAGCUGGAUCCAAUGGAGACCAACGCCAUUGAAAGCAGCGUCUGGGAGCUGGAAGCACUGCAGUCGCACUACCACCCCAACGUCGCAACACUAGCCAAGAUUGUUUCCGAGCAAUUCACAAAACGCUCCUACAACCUGGAGGACUUCCUCGACCACUCAUACACGGCUCUGCUCGACACCGAGCUAGACCGCGACCUCAAGAAAGACCCAGAAGUCGAAUUCGAGAUACCCAAACGCAUCCUCACCGCCGAAGAGGGUCUCAGCCCCGUCGGCCAGCUCCUCCAGCAGGUAAUAGCAGCAAGAUAG